This is a messenger RNA of Oryzias latipes (Japanese medaka), 2309 nucleotides long. NCBI's taxonomy places the organism in Eukaryota, Metazoa, Chordata, Actinopteri, Beloniformes, Adrianichthyidae. The record is from RefSeq and is a predicted model, not a curated record.
UCCCUUGACGCGCUCAUUUUUCUGUGGGCACGGCUUGAAUGACGGCGCUGACCCAAGUUCAAACUCGUGCCUCAGCUGCGAGGAACAGCCGGAUUCCCGGCAAAAGGAGACGGUCGGAUCCUCAGUUUGGCGCCUGAGGAGGAACCUGCGUAUGGAACCAAGGAGAACCUGGAGAACCUCACCAUGCUGCUGCUCCGAACCCUCACGGCUGCGCUCCUGAUCAAUUGGGGACUGUCUUGGGCUGCUCCAUGUCCGGAAAAUGUGGUGGUGAGCUGUGAAAAUUUGAAAAUUACUGUCCGAUGGGAUUGCCAAGGACGACAACCAGAAACCAGUUUCAGAGUGAAGAUGAUGUCAUACAGCACAGUGACACAUGAGGCUAUCACCAAACACAGCGAGUACGAUCUGAGCCACUAUGUUUGGAAAUCCAAAGACAUCAGCUUGAGCUUCCUCUAUGUUACCGUGACAGCCUUGCAUGGUGGAAACCAGUCAAAAGAAGUGGAAUCGAACACUUUCUCCUUUAACGCUUUGAGGACCAUCGCUACAUACUGUAUUUUAGAGUUCCCUCCCGUUUUUCUGGUUGUGGAUAAGACGAGCGCUGUGGUGAAGUUCCCUAAUCCAUUCCAAUUCUAUGACGAAAUCAAGCAGGCGUACAAAACUUCUGCUGAUUCUCUGCUUAAAUUCACAGUGACUUCAGGGAUAAACUUGGAGAAGGAUGCAUUUUGCAGAAAGGCUGAGCCCACCUGCACAACUGAAGUGACGUUCCCUGACAGCAGGGAGAACUGUGUCACGCUGAAAGGCUGGUUGAUUGAUGACCAGGGGAUUGACGAAUUACCGAUCAACCAGACUCAAAAGAUCUGUGGCUCUGAAAAAAAUGGAAAUGACGUCACUCUUCUCAUCAUUCUGCUGUGCAUCUUCGGUAUGAUAUUGAGCGUGGCAGUAAUCGUCAUCUGUAAGGUGAAGGCCUGGACCAUGAAGAGCCCACCUCUGCCGAAGCUUCUGGAUGUGAAGCAUAGCCUGAACCAGAAAUACGUCCUCGAUGAGAAGAUCACUGCAGUCACGAUUCAGGGGUCUUCAGAGAAAGCCCCCCAUGAGGAAAGUGGGGAGCUCCUACAGAAGGGGUUGGAGGAUUCAAGCCCGUUUUCGGGGAGAAACAGGAAGGACUAUAACUCCACCGAUAGCUCCGUGAAGACCGAGACCCUUUCCAUGAGCUCUGAAGACGACGAGAUGGAGUACGGAUCCCCGUAUGAGUUCCGGGAGCCUGUUCUCUUUCGGGACAUGGGGAAUGGAGACGUGGUGAUCGUUUACACUGGAACAUGAAGGAACCUUUUCUGGGACUAAGUGACUGUAUUUUCCACGAGUAGCUUAUCCAUCAAACCAGACGAUAAACUAUGAUGGGUUGUGCUAUAAAGACUUCUUAUAACCCAGGGACAUCAUGGAGGACCACAUUUAUGGACCUGUAGCUUUUUUUUAAUGUGAAUGUUUCUUCAAGAAAAUAAAUCAUAAUAUCAGAAGACGAGCCAGUUGCAGCAGGGUUGUGACUCAACUGCAUCGCAAAAACAAGCAGGUGAUUUCUCUGUCACCUUUAUGCCCCCUGCGGGGGUGGAUCUCCUCAACAAGAGGUUUCCCUCAUCUGGCAUGAUUUCCUGCAGCUUUUUUCUGAGAUGGCUGAGCCAAGAACGCCUUCGUUGACGUCACAGCUCAGGAAAGCAGAAGAUCCUAUUGGGUGGAGGAAGGUGCUUGGUUUCCUUACGCUCUCAUUAACAGAAGUACUAUUGGUUUUAAUCCCUACUUGUUUAUUCUGUCCUUUAUAUUUUUUGUAAAUGACUGUGAUGCACUGAAACUGGAUUUUAUUCUGUUGAUAUUUCAGGCGAGUAACUUUCCCCCUCUAACUUGCACAACUCUACCUUUAAACCCGUCAGUUUAAAGUUUCUGGCUUUUAUAAGUUGACGGGCGUAAACCUAAAUUCUCAUCUUCAAACAAUGACGGUAAGAGUGAAGCAACCGCAGAACCUGCUAAACCAGCUCAGCACGUGAAGUUUCCAUCAGCUUUAGCACAUUUUGUUUGUUACAUGAGUGUUUUAGUUUAGGUCACUUUAAUCUGCAUUCUAAGAUUUAAAGGCACAGCCUCGACUAAAUCUCGAUUUUCACAAAGAAGACGCACCGUUUCCUACUUUUCUGAAUGAAGUUGUGUCAACAUUUUUUUAUUGGGUUUAUAACCUGAAGGCAUGUGAUCAUUGCAGGAAAAAUUAUAUUAUGGUGUGCUUAUUAUAAAACUGUAUUAUUUUUAAUAAAGAAACGUGAAAAAAAGUG